Branchiostoma floridae (Florida lancelet) is the source of this 3011-nucleotide messenger RNA. RefSeq names its product kelch-like protein 9. The coding region runs from base 438 to 2816 and encodes 792 amino acids. The record is from RefSeq and is a predicted model, not a curated record. The transcript is spliced from 2 exons. Gene Ontology annotation, molecular function: protein binding. NCBI's taxonomy places the organism in Eukaryota, Metazoa, Chordata, Leptocardii, Amphioxiformes, Branchiostomatidae.
AAACGCAACAUCAAACACCAUCCACACAUUAACAGACUGUCGUGCAACAAAAAAGCGCGCGAAACAAAAGACCAGAUGUCUUGACUGUCAACACAAAAGACAACCACUGUCAAUAUGUUCAAUCUUGCUUGACAUCGUGUUAGCAUAGGCGGAUUGUUUGGACCAAUCACAGCAAGGGUUGUUUUGCCUUUUAGGGACCGGUAUUGGGUUGUAGAUUGGUAGAACUUUGACAGUAUGGAAUGUAUGAGGUAGCAUAGCAUUAACCAGUACAGGGCCAAAGUCACUUCGGUGUUUAAUUCCAAAGUACGCGUUUCGUCGGCAAGAGCAAGUUGUUAAAGAUAGGCCGCGCAGCACUCUCAAAUUACUUAAGAUUUCUCUAAGAGACGCCAGGACAGGACGAUGCCUUCUAGAAAAAGUGAGAACUUAAAGACCUUAGGAUGAAAAGACGGGAACAGCAAAAAGGCCGUACAGGGAGGAUGGAGCGAACAACAACACGUCACAUACCCCAAGUCGUCGGGUUCCCCUCCUACGUACCCAGUGCUUUACCGAGCAGUAGCAGGGAAGAGCGGCCUCCGGCGGAAGCUAGCAGCAUUGCACCCAGAGACUGGUCGUCCAAGAAGCGGUCAAGUCGUAAUAUUCCUCCAAAACAACUUCUACCUCAGCGAUCACAAACCUAUCAGAGGACCUACACUUCAGCAGUGUACACAACCGAUUUUCUCCGUCGUUGUAACGACAUGAGGAAAGCCGGUGUGCUUUGCGACGUGAAACUUCGCUCGGGAAGGAAAGUCUUUCUCGCGCACAGAGUACUACUAGCCGUGGCGUCUGACAAGCUUGCCUUCGAACUGGGAAAGAUCCCGCCAUCUACUACACAAGUAGAAUGGACUUCUGCACUAUGGAAGGACGUUAGCUGUCAUGCAGUAGAGAGCCUACUUGAAUUUAUAUACACUUCAAGAAUAGUCCUAGAUUCUGACAGUUACCAAGAUAUUAGAAUCUUGGCAUCUCGUCUGCAGAUUGAACCUCUGCUGGAAGUGUGUCAAAACUUCGGUUGCCACAAGUCUCGGAGCACGACCUUUACGACAAGUCACGGAAAUUUCGUAUUAGAGAAGUUGUGUGCCAUGAGGCAUGACGGGAAGCUUUGUGACGUCAUCCUAGAAGCAGGUGGUCAAACUCUCGCGGCGCACAAAGUAGUUCUCGCGAUAUUUAGCGACUACUUUCGCGCCAUGUUUACGGCUGGUAUGAUGGAGGCGAAAAGUGGGAAAGUACAACUAGUAGGCGUGAACUUUUCUAGUCUACAGUCAGUUGUGACUUUUGCGUACACUUCAAAGAUUACGCUAUCAAUGGAAAAAGUAGAAAAUGUGGUGGACCUGAGUUUUUACCUGCAAUGUGCAAUACUCACUAACCUUUGCGGUGACUUCUUGCUGUCCAACAUUAAUAUCUCGACCUGCGCAAAGAUAUCUAAAGUUGCAAGUGAUUAUCACAUGUUGAUGGUGCAGGGACGGUUGGACAAAUUUCUCGCCGAGAAUUUCGCAACGUUCGUUCAAACAGAUGCUUUUCUUGACCUUCCCAUGUUCAAGGUCGCCUGUCUACUCAUGAGCAACUCCUUGAACGUUAGUGAAGAAGACGCAUUUGAAGCCGCACUGAAGUGGCUUUGUCACAAAAAAGAUCGUCUGGAAUUCACAAACUCCAUCAUGAAACACAUUCGGUUUCCUCUCAUGCAAAUCGCGUACCUAGAAAAUAACGUGGCGACCUCUAGCGUAGUAUACGGGAACAGCAGCUGCCAACGAAAGCUGGAGGAGGCUCUCCGUUACCACAAGGACCAAUACUCCCAGCCGUUACAGCAGAACGCUUGCACCAAACCUAGGGCACUCCAUGAAUGCCUUCUUGCCAUUGGAGGAAUCAAGUCACGUGAUGGGCGAGGGAGGACCAAUAAAGUGCAAUAUCUCAACCCCCUAACCUCCCAAUGGACAACGCUGACAACGGCGAAAGACUGUCUGACCCAUCGUGCCGUAGCGGUGUUGAAUAAUUUCGUGUAUCUGCUUGGAGGUGAAGCCAACAAAAGUUCCCGAUCGGCGUCGAGCACCUGCUGGAGGUACGAUCCCAGGUUCAACAGCUGGCUGCAGGUGGCGUCCCUUCAACAGCCACGUGCUGACUUCUGCGCAUGCGUCCUCGACGAGAAAAUUUACGCCAUCGGAGGACGAAACGCCAAGGGUGAGCUGUCUUCAGUCGAGGUUUACUGUCCAUCCUCGAACGCAUGGCAGUUCACAACGCCUUUGAACGUUAAAUCACUCUACGGUCACGCAGGCGCAACACUCGACAGGACGGUUUACGUUUCCGGCGGAAAUGUAGGAUGGGAGCACCAGGAUGCAUUGCGAAGCUUCUGUCCUAAAGACCGUAAAUGGAUCAACAUGGCACCUAUGCAAAUUGCUCGCACCUUCCAUCGCAUGGUGGCUAUGGGCGGGAAACUCUUCGUACUGGGAGGGACUUUCUUAUCUACGACAAAAGUCUUAAAGACAUCCGCAACUGUGGAAAGGUACAACCCGAAAGUGGACCAGUGGACAAUGGUGGAAGACAUGUUAGUACCAAUGUCAGAACCCGGAUGUACGAUCCUGGAAGGUCGAAUCUAUCUCCUUGGAGGGCUCACCCGUAACACGACUUCCCGAGCCGGGGUCGAGACCCUCUCGGACGUGCAGAGCUACGACCCCGACAGGGACGUGUGGAAGGCUGCCUGGGAUUUACCCGAGGCGUGGACGGGAAUGUCAUGCUGUACGUUAGUCCUGCCACACAGAAUACUGAAGGGAGACCACUUCACUACUUGAUAUACAUUGCAAUAAAGAUUUAUAGCGUUGGUGAAAUAUUAUUUUGUUUGAAGAAAUUGCAAAAAAAAAAACGUUCUGAUACUUGCAAGUAUGUGUCGAUAAUACAUUACACUUGGCAGCUUUGAGAGUAGUUCUGAAACAUGUAAGCAAAGGAUUUUUAAUGACAUUGUAUUUAGUAAAUCUUCAUCAUAUCAU